AUGCUUCGCCCUUUCUCUCUCUCUCUGCUCCUCUUCCUCUCUCGUUCCUUCUUUUCCUUGUGUGCCUUCUCUUUCUCCCAAUUUUCCUUUCCAUGUCCCUCCUUUUCCUUCUCUCCCUCUUCAUGCUUUUCUUUCUCCCACUUCUCUUUCUCAUCCUUCUCAUACUUCUCAUGCUUCUCUUUUUCAUAUUUCUCCUUCUCAUCAUUCUCAUUACUUCUCAUCGGGAUAGAGAACUUCUCGCGCUCCUCCUUGGGGAAGCGGUCAUGGAACUCCUUGAUCUGCUUGGGGCUGAGAGGCCAGAAGGCGGUGACCUUUUUCUCGAGGUCGAAUUCCCGGAGGACGCCAUCUUCGCCGAGAUGGACUUUGCCCUUGUGGUCCGAGGGGAGCUGGCAGACUUCGUACUCGGGUUCUUUGCCUCCGAGGUCCUAUAGUAGAGUUAGAUAG
Aspergillus oryzae RIB40 is the source of this 444-nucleotide messenger RNA. RefSeq lists its product as uncharacterized. Lineage: Eukaryota; Fungi; Ascomycota; Eurotiomycetes; Eurotiales; Aspergillaceae. The coding region runs from base 1 to 444 and encodes 147 amino acids. The transcript has 4 exons. The record is from RefSeq and is a predicted model, not a curated record.